ACCGCUUCUUUUCAGUCCCCUUGAAAUUUCUCCCGGUCCCCUGGCCUCGGUCUUGCGGACACUGCACUAAAAGAGAUGCACCCCGGAACAGCACACCUGGUUCGGAGAAGACGCCGGGUCUGGGACCUCAGGGUGCACAUCCUCCUCUUCCAGCGCCCGGGGUAGAUCUGACGAUGAACGAGCCCCGAGUGCCCGGCUCCGGCUGACACUGCCGUUCCGCACUUCCCUGCCCUCCCAGCCUCGCUUCCGACGUCAGUAAGCAGCGAGCUCCGGGAGGUUUAGGUUUAUCUGGCUCUACUUUGAGCUAGGCGCGAGGCUGACCUCCCCACCCCCGGGUUGGAGCAUGGCUGCGUCCCUGGACCCUCAGAUCGACGUCCCCCUGGAGGUGGAGGGAUGCUUAGUAAUGAAGGUGGAGAAGGAGCCCGAGUGGGCGGUGGAGCCCUCUCUGGAAGCGUCGGAGGGCUCCGAGUCCGAGACCUUCCGCAGAUGCUUCAGGCAGUUCUGUUACGAGGAUGUGGCUGGACCCCAUGAAGCUUUCAGUAAACUCUGGGAACUUUGCUGCCGGUGGCUGAAGCCCGAAGUGCGUUCCAAGGAGCAGAUCCUUGAGCUGCUGGUGAUCGAACAGUUUCUCACCAUUUUACCGAAGAAGAUUCAGGCGUGGGCGCAGAAGCAGUGUCCGGAGAGUGGAGAGGAGGCGGUGGCCCUGGUGAUACAUUUGGAGAAAGAGGCUGGAAGGCUAAGACAGCAGGUUAACAGCCCUGUGCACUCAGAGAAGCAGGCCCCACUGGGAGCAGCGUGGGAGGUAACGGACUUUCAGCCAGAGCAGGUGGAGACCACUGGAGUGGUGUCUCUGGAGGAAGCUGGAAGCCUCCACUCAGGACACAAGGAGCAACUGAACCGAAAGAGAGAGCAUCGGCCCUUACCCAAGAAUGCUCAGCCUUCUCCCUGGGUUCCUGCCCCUGCUCACGAAUGGAGCAGCAUGGAUCAGGAAGUAACAACCACACGACAACCUGUUGUGUCUCAGGGACCAGUGAAAGAUGUCCACAUGGCGAGAGGUUUUUCCUACAAAAAGAGCGUACAUCAGAUUCCCGCUCACAGAGACCUGUACCGGGAUAUUAGGAAAGAGAGUGUUGGGAACAUGGUCUCCCUGGGAAGUACUGCAUCUGCAUCUAGCAAUAUUGCCCGAUUGGAGCAAAGAAAAGAGCCAUGGACUUUAGGUCUACACUCUUCUAACAAAAGGAAUGUUAUUCUACGAAGCAACCACAUCAAGGAGAAGCCAGUUCAUGCCACUCAGAUCCCUGCACGAAGUGCGGGGAGAGUGUGGGGCGAGCAGCAGCACUGGGGUUUAGAAGACGAGAAGAUAGCAGGCGUGCAUUGGAGCUAUGAGGAAACAAAGACUUUCCUUGCCAUUCUCAAGGAGUCUCGCUUUUAUGAGACACUACAGGCUUGUCCCCGAAACAGCCAGGUGUAUGGGGCUGUAGCCGAGUGGCUGCGUGAGUGUGGCUUUCUCCGAACACCGGAACAGUGUCGGACCAAGUUCAAAAGCCUCCAGAAGAGCUAUCGGAAGGUGAGAAAUGGCCACGUGUUGGAACCCUGUGCCUUCUUUGAGGACAUGGACGCUCUGUUGAACCCCGCAGCCCAUGCUUCAUCUGCUGAUAAGCCAAAGGAGAUUCUCUCUCUCCCCAGACUAAAGAGAGUUGAUAUCAGUGCUAAAGAACAGAUCAAUUUGGUGGAGGAAGAAGAUGCCGCAGAAGAAUCUGAUGGUGAUGAAAUAGGCAUUGAAUUUAUCCGGAAGUCUGAGAUUCGUGGUACCCCUGUCUUGUUUCAGAACCUCAGUGGUGUACACUGGGGGUAUGAAGAAACCAAGACUUUUCUUGAUAUCCUCCGUGAGACUCGGUUUUACGAAGCUCUCCAGGCUUGCCAUCGGAAGAGCAAGUUGUAUGGGGCUGUGGCUGAGCAACUGCGUGAGUGUGGCUUUCUCCGGACACCGGAACAGUGCCGGACCAAGUUCAAAAGCCUCCAGAAGAGCUACCGCAAAGUAAAAAAUGGUCACGUGCUAGAGUCCUGCGCGUUCUACAAGGAGAUGGAUGCCCUGAUAAACUCUCGGGCCUCUGCUCCUUCCACCAACACCCCAGAAGAAGUCCCAUCACCCUCAGGGCAAGAGGGAGAGGAUAUUGAGAUUGAACCCCAGGAACCAAUAGGCUGGGAACCGGAGGAGGCCUCACAAGAGGCGAUGGCUGAAGAUUCUGGCAGCGAGAGAAUGAGUGAGGAGGAAAUUGUACAAGAGUCAGCAUUCCAGGGGCCUCCAGGUCUACUGCCAAGCCCAAGUGAUUUCGAAAUUGGAGGUAGUUUCAAGGAGGACACAACACAGGUAAUAUAUAAGGACAUGGAGCAGCAUAGGGCAUUAAUAGAAAAGUCUAAAAGGGUCAUUUCCCAGAAUGCUGAUCCAGGUAAAUACAGCAAAAGGGAAUACAUCUCAGGAAGACAAUGGGAAAACUUUCAAGGAAUCAGACAGGGGAAGCUGAUGUCUCAGCCUAGAGAUUUAGGGAAAGCUGUAGUGCAUCUGAGGCCUUUCAUGGGGAAGAGACCCUACCGACUUCUCAAAUAUGGAGAAAGCUUUGGAAGGAAUGCUCGUCUUAUGUGCCGAAUGACCCACCAGAAGGAAAAUCCUUAUAAAUGCAGUGUCUGCGGAAAGUGCUUUGGUAGAAGCAGAAGCCUAAUCAGACAUCAAAGAAUCCACACUGGAGAAAAACCCUUUAAAUGUCUUGACUGUGGGAAAAGCUUUAAUGACUCCUCCAACUUUGGUGCCCACCAGAGAAUCCACACAGGGGAGAAGCCCUACAGGUGUGGAGAAUGUGGAAAAUGCUUUAGUCAGAGCUCGAGUCUUAUCAUACAUCAGAGAACCCACACUGGAGAGAAGCCCUAUCAGUGUGGGGAGUGCGGGAAGAGCUUUACCAACAGCUCCCAUUUCAGCGCCCACCGCAGGGUUCACACUGGCGAGAACCCCUACAAAUGUGUGGAUUGUGAAAAAAGUUUCAAUAACUGCACACGAUUUCGAGAGCAUCGGAGGAUCCACACUGGAGAGAAGCCCUACGGCUGUGCCCAGUGUGGCAAACGUUUCAGUAAGAGUUCUGUCCUCACCAAACAUCGGGAGGUUCAUUCAAGGGAAAAGCUUCUGCCGCACCCACCAUCCUCAUGUUCCCCAGAGAACCUGCCUAAGGGAAAGACUGAUGAAUUCAGGAAAACUUUUUGACGUUGACCUCUUCUCCUCCUACGUGCCCCCAUUAGCCAUUUUACCCCAGCCUCACCGUUAGAAGCAAUCUUUUCUUAGCUAUGAAGUGUAAUUCCCAAGAUGAGCUUGAGAAUAAACUAUGGGUCCACCUCAUGUUCUCACCUCUGCCUCUAACUUGACCAGUCCGUUCCUCUCAACUUCUCCCUUAGCAAAGUGGAGAAGAUGUCCUGUGUGGGUUCAGAAUGACAGUCCCUUCAGGAUGUCGAGACCUCUGCUGUGGGAUUGCCAAAUUCAGCACCAUUCAAGGUCACUCCACAUGGGGGAAGAGUUGUUUUCAAGCAGACCCAACAUGCUGAAAGUUCCUGUUGCCCACCACAUAGGAUCCUGGACCCAACCUGAUCACAGAUCUCUUGUUCGGGUAGAACUUUCAGGAGUCUGGUCAGAUUGACACCACAUCUUAGUUUUGAAGAUAAAAGGGACAUUGAGAUUGUAGCGCUUCCUUCGGAAGUCUGUUGCACUAUAUACCCUUUUGGUCGAGGUGAUCCACACUGCUAGGGUGGAGUCCCUGUAUUGUCAAUGAAACCAUGUAACUAACACCUCAGCCUCCACAGAGAAGAGAAGCACCUGCUCACCCACCAUGCCAACCUUCUCCAGACCUGAAGACCAAAACCCCCUGGGCUGCUGCUUCUCCAUCCUCUGAUCCAGUUCCUCUUACCAUUUCUUGUAAGUCCUACACUUACCUCCAGGGUGUUCUGGAUGCUCUCAUCUGACUCUCCUGAACCACCAGGCCCUCUCCAGAGUAAAGAGGAUGCAUGUCCAUGGUGGGUCUCAUUAAAGUAGAAUCUUCACUCAGACACAUUCUACUCUACAACUGCUCUGGUUCUUACCUAGAACAUGACUGGCAUGUUGGCAUAUUUCAUGCCCCCCAGCCCCAAUACUUUAGGAAUAUUAUAUUAAUGAUAGUUUUCUCAAACUUUAAGGGAAUAGGGAAAAAGUGCAGUAGAAACUGAAAACCUUCACUGUUUCUAAGACCAAUCAGACUCCUUAGGCCUGCUCUAGAUCAGAUAGCCACCUCAUUCAGACCGUGACCUCCAGGGCUAUUUGUUAAAUACACCAUCCUUUUCUGAGUCUUCUAGUCCGUGUUCUUAGAAUCAUCAACCCAAUUGUAGAGCCCUGAGUAAUUUAUAUAACUCUAUAGCUUACUGAGUAAACAUGGAAGGAUUUACAGAAACCUCCAAUCUAGAACACUAUUGUCAUUUUCCUAUUUGAAAAAUCUCUUUGAUAAUUCCUUAGCACUAACCCAAUAGGUCUUGAAGGAAGAGCCAAAAUGGGGAGGGGAGAGACAGGGAAGUAGUUGAUUCAUUUCUGGAAGUUACAGAUGAAACCAAGAAAUCUGAACUUCCAAGGGUGGUUGCUCCAGGAUGAGGCCAGUGACAUUUAUACCCUUAGUACAUAGGUAACCCUGGAGGUGCGGGGAGGGAGGGUUUGAUUUGGGAAACAGGUCCUAAGUUUGGUGGAAAGACAGCCACAGUCAGAGCUGUGCAUAGCUUCUUUUGAUCUUAUCUCUUCUCUGCUUUGUCAGAUGUUCUCUUAUUUGAAGACAUCUGGAGAUAAUAUUUUUCCUUUGAGUAUGUUUGAACCUUUCAAAGCCUAUUCAACAUUGUACCAAGUGGGGUAGGCAGCGUAGAAAGAAAUCCAUUUCAUGGUGCCAGUAUAGGAUGUGGCCUGCUGGAUGGCAGGUGACUCAGGUACACAUUGAUACAUGUUUCUGAUUUACAUUUGUUGGAGAUGUUACAAUUGUUCACACCUCGGUAGGUUGGUUUCCUGCGUGUGGUCUGAAUUAUAGACUUCUAAUGGUAAGUGCAGUGUCAUGUCAUUAGUGUGCCUAGCACAGUGAGAUGCGUGCGGUGCCCGUGGGCGUGUGCUUGUAUUGUGUAGAUGUUCCGGAAUUCCAGCUCUAGAGAAGAUGCACAUGAAUAGAAAUAAAUCUCCACUUAGUAAUACAUACACAGGAUUGCUACUUAUAUCAAAGCAUGAUUCAGGAAAGUAGAUGAUUUAUGCAUAAGUAUUUAUUAAGUACUGUUAUGUGUAAGGCCAUGUUCCAGGCUCUAUGAGAGGAAGCAAAAAUAGAAAAGGACAUGGUGCCCCUACUCAAGGAACUUGCAGUAUGACAGAGGAGGCAUUCCGGCAAAAGGUAAUUAAUGCCAUUCACCUUCAUGUCACUUGCAAAAGACCAAUGACUCAAGCAUGAGAAAAUCACCAUCGCUUGCAAAAGAAUUUUUCUGAAUUGCCUAAAAUUGUAUACCUCUGCCUCUCAGAUGUCCCCAGUGGCAGAAAAGGUGCAGGACCGAUUCCAUCUCCAGUGGAACAGACCAAGUCUGUGUGAGUUUCACAUGUCUGGGGUUACACAAAGGUGGAACCCAAGUUCCCUACCUAUAGUCCUAGUGGUAAAUUGGCUUUUGGACGUGGGUUAAAUUGCCUUCAUGAACUCUGUCUCUGCUGAAGAAAUAGAAGAUCCUACUUAUCAUCUUAGACCAAGACAACUUGCAUUUUGUCUUUUUUCAACUGGAACAUGAAAGUCAAAAUGAAUAGUGUAUGUCUUUUGUAUCACAUAACAUUGCCUUUAUGAAGAUCCAUAGGAAAAGAUUUUUUUCUGGGUCUUGGUACCAGGGAAAGCUCUGAUCCUAAGCAGGAAAGAAAAUUACAAACACUGUGAUUUUUAUAACUUACUGCUUUUCUCUCUUUGUUCUGGCUGCUGGAAAGCUCAACAAAACAUACAAGCCACCUCAACCAACUACCUAAAACCUAUAUUUGUUUAAUCCUAUUUCAUUUCUUUGAAGAUUACCCCAAUUCCUAUUUUUUAAAAGUCGUAUGAACAAAUGGACAUUUUAUUCUCUGACAUCUUAUCCAAGGCACUUUGGAAACUGGCUUGUAUUCCCUGCCUACACUUGCUUUGUUACCCCCACAAAUACCUCCAGUUCCUACCAGUGAUUUUAAUACACAUACAACCUACCUUGUUUAUAAAUCUUCUUUAAAAUGGAAACUUCACACAUAUGCUUAAGCUGUUCAGGGCAGCCUGCCCUGGGGGAGCAAGCAUUAGACCAGAAGCCAAAAGGGACACGUUUUAGUCUUGUCACUAUCGCUUAACCGAGUGUUGUUUGACAAACCUCAGCCUCUCUGGGCCAGUGUUCCUUAGCUGAAGAGACAUGGAACUUGAUUGCCAAGACUGCUCUGGCUCUAAUAUUUAGUGAGACAGCAGGGCGUGGUAUAGGUGAGGAAGAGGUCAUAAGACCAGGUAGCCCUCCUGGCCCACCGCUGCAGGCCGCAUCCCAGGCUAUACUUCAUACUUUAGGAAGAAGGAGGCUGUGAGCAGCCCAGGAGCUUGCGCAGUGAGGAGAAAGACUCAUCAUUCAUGUUCACCAGAAGGCAACUUGUGAAGCUCCUUGGUAGCCGAUGGCAGGUAGCUGCAGUGAAGAAAGCCUGUAUGUGAGGUCUCCUGCUCAGCAAUGCACGAGACUCAGCUGUGAAGGAGCUGGGGCAGCCCCAAAUGCAAGGCAUGUGUGAGCAGCUUGCACAGCUGUUGGCUUUGGCCUCUGAGUGCAUUCCAGGUAUCAGUGUAUGUCUCUUCAUUGUUUUGUAUUCACAUUCACUUAGAUGUCUUCUUGAAAACUUGUAUGUGAAAUAAAUGUCUAAAAUAAGUGA
Molecule: messenger RNA, 6934 nt
Organism: Nyctereutes procyonoides (raccoon dog)
Lineage: Eukaryota; Metazoa; Chordata; Mammalia; Carnivora; Canidae
Gene: ZKSCAN2
Product: zinc finger with KRAB and SCAN domains 2
Exons: 7
Coding region: 344-3253 (969 amino acids)
Biological process (GO): regulation of transcription by RNA polymerase II
Molecular function (GO): DNA-binding transcription factor activity, RNA polymerase II-specific; RNA polymerase II cis-regulatory region sequence-specific DNA binding
Source: RefSeq, a predicted model, not a curated record